UUGUUUUGCCUUUGACCCGGCGCGGGACCAUCUUGCCCAAACACAAGUACUUAUUAGUAAUCGCAGUUGUCUGGUUAACCUGGCUGGCUGCAGUCUGCUUGGGUCUGUGUGAAUUCCUCGCGGUGGAAUCAUUAAGCGCGCGGCGACACCAACCAAUUUAACUGGUCAACCGUUGCAAAUUGGUUUUACAUCCCGAUUUUGACCACAAUGUGUGAAACGGUUGGUUGUAACUAGAUCUAGCCCAUUUCGUUGGUGGAAAAUAGCUAGGAAUCGCCAAGACAAAGAGCACACACUUUCAACAAGUCUCAUCGGCAGGAGCCGUUGUGGGAGCCCAUCCAGGAGCGUACAGAAGAUUGUGUUGCAAACGCUCUCUGACGUCUUUGCUUUCAAUAUCAAUGCUGGAAAAUGUAUGAGCUCUUUCAACGAGACAUUGUGAGGGAAUAACAACCUCCGACUGACUCGUUUCUUCUGUGUCAUUGUGCUUUUAAGCCAGUCUCUCCCGUCACCCCCCCCCCCAGAACUCCUUUGCUCUCCCCGGUGUUGCGUUCCCCCAUAAGCCUCCCGGCUCUCUUCUGCCGUCACUACCCUAUCCUAAUUGAUCGGUGGACUGCGACUGUCCCCAUGAAGCUGCACCUGUCCUCGGGCCUGUGUGGCAUGACCCCACGUCAGGGGUCCAUAGUGGGAGGCUUUUAUUUCUUGAUUGUGGGCGUCAUGCAAAUGGUCUUUGAGUUCGGCCAUCUGCGCACGACCAGGGAGAGCGCCCACAGCACAGUGCCCCUUCAGCCCCAGGUGUGCUUCAAUUACUACUGCUCCCUGCUCGCUCUGGGUGGCAUCACCCUGCUGCUGGCUCUGUGCAUGCUCGGGGCGGUUUGGGCACAGCAGCACGUGGGCGUCCUGGGCUUUGCGGUCUGGCUGACGCUGUAUGACGUGGCCCUGCUGGCAAUCACUUGCCUACACCAUGCACGGAUGCAGGCUUCGGGCUUGGAGCUGAGCGCCCUGGAGUGGUACGGAGUCGUGUGCAGAAUCGUGGGAGACCCCUUCUGGCUGGCCCUUGUAAUCACACACGGACUGGAGCUGCAGAUGGAGAGGCACAGGCCCGGAGGAUGCAAAGGUGGGAGUCCAAAGGAGGCGGCACGGCUGAAGCUAAAAUUUAAAGCCUUUGACAGCAGCGUUUGAAAUGGAGAACCUAACAGACAUUGGUAUGUGAACAUGACCAAAUGACUUUCAGUGCUUCCAGAUGCUGGUUUAUGCCGCAGUCUGAUGGAUAUGAUUGCUUCGGUUUCUCGCAGGUUUUUUUUUCAGAUGAUAAAAUAAAGAGG
This is a messenger RNA of Esox lucius (northern pike), 1319 nucleotides long. Its product is annotated as transmembrane protein 217. The transcript is spliced from 2 exons. The record is from RefSeq and is a predicted model, not a curated record. Bases 622 to 1176 code for a protein of 184 amino acids. NCBI's taxonomy places the organism in Eukaryota, Metazoa, Chordata, Actinopteri, Esociformes, Esocidae.